Molecule: messenger RNA, 672 nt
Organism: Myxozyma melibiosi
Lineage: Eukaryota; Fungi; Ascomycota; Lipomycetes; Lipomycetales; Lipomycetaceae
Exons: 2
Coding region: 1-672 (223 amino acids)
Source: RefSeq, a predicted model, not a curated record
AUGCUGAAAUCACGGCGCCUGACGUCGCUGCUUUCGCAGUCACUGACGCCUCUCUCGCCGCCUAUCGACACAUUCACGCCGUCCACUGACGCAACUCCCUCGUCAGAUCACCAGUCCGCAAAGGAAUCCCCAUCCACCACCACCACCACCUCCUCCGCCGCGGCCCUUCCUCCCGCGCACUCCCCGCGCAUCGUCAUGGUCGUCCUGCUGACUACCAGCGGCAACCUGCUUGCCGCCUCGACACUCAACUCGUCGUCGGCCGCGACAAUAGCACACUCGCUCGCGCUCUCGCCCUCGGUCUCGCAGAGUACCCUCGGCGCCGGUCAGAACGGCAACGGCACGACCGCGGGCUCGAUCGGAAGCGCGACGUCGGCGAUUCAUCUCGCGGACCUCAGCCCCAAGCCGCGGGUCUACGCUUCUUAUGCUGCUAAUGUGUGGCGGUCUUAUACAAAGUCGCUUGAGCAAGAUGCUGUUUUCGAGACCGAGGAUCCAGAGGUCGAUUGGAUCGCUGUCGAGAAUGAGGAAUCCACAAUCAUAAUCCACUCCGUCGCAGGUUCCGUCCUCCUAGCUCUCGUCGGCGAGCGCGGGUCUCCGGUGGGUCUUGUCUAUGCUCGAACAACAGCAAUGGCCAGCACCCUACGAGAAGAGCUCCAAGGCUUCAGCUUCGACUAA